UCAUCAUCAUCUCCACGACGGAAGAGGGAUCGCUUGACUUUGUCAUCAUGACCGUAUGAUCAUCAUCAUCAUCAUCUCCACGACGGAAGAGGGAUCGCUUGACUCUGUCAUCAUGACCGUCAUCAUCAUCAUCAUCAUCUCCACGACGGAACAAGUGAGGGAAGGAGCUUCGACUCACACGCUUAUUAGUCCAGUUACUAACGUCUUGUUUACUUUGAUGAUUUUUCAAAUUUGCUUCGGCUUGUACUGCUACAACAGCUGCAGCUACAAUACCAAGUAAAACAGUGUUCAACUUCAUUAUAAAAUAUAUGGAUAGUACAUAGAAAAUAAUAUAAAAAAAGAGAAAAGAAAAAAAAAGAAAAUGGAAGAUGUUUGCUUACUUUUAUAUCUAAAUGACGGAUCACUUUCCGCUCUCCUACAU
Messenger RNA from Halteromyces radiatus, 421 nucleotides. RefSeq lists its product as uncharacterized. The record is from RefSeq and is a predicted model, not a curated record. The coding region runs from base 56 to 280 and encodes 74 amino acids. NCBI's taxonomy places the organism in Eukaryota, Fungi, Mucoromycota, Mucoromycetes, Mucorales, Cunninghamellaceae. The transcript is spliced from 2 exons.